AUGUCGUCGCAAGAUAUGAAUGCGCUACUGCACGCAAUGCGUGUGCAGAUAGCGGAAUUAACCUCGCAGCUCGCCGAGAUACAGGCCAACCCCCCUGUAGCAACCCCCUCGGUAGAGAAAAAGUUUAACAAGAAAGUCGAAGUCGUCGCUGACCCUGGCGCCUUCGAAGGAGACCAAGCGCGAUUUGCCGAAUGGUGGAUCAAGCUCCAGAUUUGGGUCAAGGCGAACUGGGACGCUUUCGCCGACGAUUUUGAGGUAGCCACUGCGGUGCUAUCUCGCCUAAAAGGACCUGUGGCGGGUCGAUACGCCCAAGUAAGACUCCAGGAAUGCUACACCGCGGGUGUGUGGCCUACCUGGGACGAUCUCAAGAAAGAGAUCGAAAAAUAUUUCAAACCGCAAGCUGAGCGAGACUGGGCGCGUCAGCAAAUCCGUUCCUUCAAACAAGGAAACAUGAGGACGGAUGAUUAUGUCACCCGGUUCCUGGCCCUCUCCAUCCAAGGAGGGUUAGGUAACGAACACGCAGUAGAACUGCUGGAACGCAAUGUGAACCCUCGCAUUGCAGAACAGAUCUACCUGCAGGAUACAAGAAGUGACGACCUGGCUCUGGCAGCCGAGGAAGUCCGACGAGUCGGUAGGGCCAUGGAGCUCUACGCUAUGCACCAAGGUGGCGGGUCCACCAAACAAACCACCACACCCCAGAGGCGCCCUGGGUCAUCAAACCAACAUCAUAAUCACUCUCACGGGUUCAAGCCGUUCGGGCUGCAGCCAGGACAGGGUGCUCCUAUGGAUAUCGGCGCGGUCCAAGGCGGACAAAUGCGCAGAUUCAAGGGCAACUGUUACAACUGCGGCCAAGAGGGACACAUGCGCCAGGCGCGCCAAUUAGAAAUCGCAAAGCCGGACGAUCGGCUCAACUCUUUGGCCGGUCGUUCUUACGACGAAAUCCGGGCCUUCUUCUAUGACCAACAGGUCAACGAAAUGAAGGCUCAGGGAAAAGAAUUCGGGGCUUAG
This is a messenger RNA of Serpula lacrymans var. lacrymans S7.9, 1008 nucleotides long. RefSeq lists its product as uncharacterized. The transcript has 2 exons. The record is from RefSeq and is a predicted model, not a curated record. NCBI's taxonomy places the organism in Eukaryota, Fungi, Basidiomycota, Agaricomycetes, Boletales, Serpulaceae. The coding region runs from base 1 to 1008 and encodes 335 amino acids.